GGAGGAAAGCAUAUCGAAGAAUUAGUCGCUCGUGAAGGAUUUCAAUUUUUGGCGACCAUGAAUCCCGGUGGUGAUUGCGGAAAGAAGGAGUUGUCACCCGCGUUGAGAAAUCGAUUCACGGAGAUAUGGGUUCCCUCGGUCUCCGAUCGUGACGACCUACUGCAAAUAAUUGAUGCACAAUUGAUUCAUCCCGCUUUGAAGUGCUACAGUUAUUAUAUUCUGGAUUUUGUUGAUUGGCUCACCGAUGUCAUUAGAGUUCGACAAUUCAUAAGCGUUAGGGACAUUCUGUCGUGGACGCAAUUCAUGAACGCGACCGCGGAAUUUCUAGGACCGAAUGAAUCGUUCUUACACGGAGGGUGUCUUGUAUUCUUGGACGGACUUGGAUCAAGCGCAGCAUCACGUGCGUCUUUGUCAGGACAGGAUUUAAGAGAUGUUAGGGCAAAGUGCCUGAACAAGUUGAAGGAUCUGUGCGCAGAAUCAGUUGUUCUUAGCUCAGAACAUGAUGUUGCACGUGCCCGAAUGUAUUCCACUGAAACUCACUUCGGCAUUCAUCCCUUUUUUAUUUAUAAAGGCCCGCUCGGAAUGCAAAACCCGUCUUUCAAUCUACAGACACCCACCACCGCAGAGAAUGCAAGACGAGUUCUUCGUGCGAUGCAAGUUCGCAAACCUAUCUUGUUAGAAGGCAGCCCGGGCGUUGGAAAAACAAGCUUGAUCACCGCGCUAGCCGCUUCAUCGGGCCACCAACUCGUUCGAAUUAAUCUCUCAGAUCAGACUGAUCUAAUGGAUUUGUUCGGUUCCGAUCUUCCUGUAGAAGGAGGACGUAGCGGAGAAUUUGCGUGGUGUGAUGCGCCAUUUUUAAAAGCUAUGAAAAAUGGCGAUUGGGUCCUCUUAGAUGAACUCAACCUUGCCUCACAAUCAGUAUUGGAGG
This is a messenger RNA of Acaulospora colombiana, 928 nucleotides long. The record is from the annotation of a GenBank genome assembly. Lineage: Eukaryota; Fungi; Glomeromycota; Glomeromycetes; Diversisporales; Acaulosporaceae.